Molecule: messenger RNA, 1953 nt
Organism: Macrosiphum euphorbiae (potato aphid)
Lineage: Eukaryota; Metazoa; Arthropoda; Insecta; Hemiptera; Aphididae
Source: the annotation of a GenBank genome assembly
AUGGCCGACGGUCAAACGGGUCAGGAUGAUGUCGGUAACCACGAGGGUUGGUCAUCUAGCCGUUUAAGAAGCGGAACGCAGGCUACAGUGCAGCCACCAGUACAGUCUACGGAGCAGCUAAAUACGCAGCCAACGACAAGCAUGUUACCACAAAGUUCUAACCAACCGUCCGGGAGUGUAACCACCGCCAGUGAUAGUGGAAUGCAAAAUGCAUUGUCAGCGCUGAUAGAGCAGAACCGAUUGUUGUUAUCGCGGAUAUUGCGUAAUGAAGACAAUAACAACAUAAACAACGAUAACAUACAAGCGCGGUCAACCUCCAACAACGGCUAUUACGUCAUGCCAGAUUUUAAUAAUUCGAUUAAUAUUUUUUCUGGUCGUGAAUCCAAUACAGAUGCGAGAGCAUGGUUGAAAUCAGUCGAAGGUGUAGCAAAAUUGCAUAAUUGGCCAGACAGUUUUAAAUUAGAAAUAGUACGUACAAAAUUGGAUGGUCCGUCCCAAAAUUGGUACAUUGGUCGUACAUUUUCAAGUUGGGGAAGUUUUGUCGACCAGUUUAAUAAUACAUUUGUGGGAAACGAGUCGUGCACAGUUGAUCGUAUAAGAAUUAUGUCAAACCGCGUUCAAGCCAAGGGCGAGUGCGUCAUAGAAUAUUUUCACCACAAAGCGCGCCUCUGCCGUGAAAUUUCGUUACCAUUUAACGAGACUAAACAACAGAUAGUUGAAGGUGUUUAUUCUCACGAUUUAUGUAACUAUUUGAUAGCGCGCACACAUUUAAGUGAAGACGAAUUAUUGGUUGAUAUAAAUUCUUACAAUAAUCUGAGAAAUGCCAGGACCAGUCGAAUUCGAUCGACCGAGCCUGUGAAGACAACUCAAAGUCAUACCGGCAAUCGAAAAGCCAGUUCUGACAAUCGCGAUAAAGAUCGAAAUACGGUACAACGUUCCACUAUUGAUUCAAGAAGUAAGCCAACAAGGGAUAUGUCGAAUGUCACGUGUUAUAGCUGUGGAAAAAUCGGACAUCUGGCGUCUUCGUGUCCAACGAGAACCUGUCAUAGCUGUAAAUCAACGGGUCAUUCAGCGCGGUACUGUCCAAGUCGCCAAGGUGAGCGUCAAGACAACAACGGUGGUGAGCAUGUUUCUGUUUUAGAACGGUCCCCCACACCUAUUGUACCCCCAUAUAUGUUAGAUGUUAGCAUUAAGUUCCCCAAUGGUGAAUCUAUCGAUGCACAAGCUUUAGUAGAUACGGGUAGCCCGGUUAGUCUCAUUAAAUCGACAGUUGUCCCAUUCGUGUCUGGGUUCAUGCCUCCAAAAUCGGAUUUAGUAGGUAUUAAUGGUUCUAAAUUAAACAUUGUAGAUCAAUUUGAUGCGGAUAUUUUCCAUGCCGACCUUGAUGCCCCGAUUAAUAUAUGUUUUCACGUGGUGUCUAGCAAUGCCAUGAGGAAUGAUUGCCUAUUGGGUCGUAAUUUUUUAUCUCACCCUAGAGUAAAUUUGAAUGUGUCGGAUGGUCGUUUUGAAGUAAGCUUUAAAAAAAUUGAUAAUAUACCAUUUGCUGAAAUUUUAUCUGUUAAUUACACUGAUCAUAAUAGCGAUGAUGCUGACAUUAGUUUGAAUAUUGAGGAUACUCUGUCGGAUGAUAUUAAAACAAAAAUUAAAAAAAUAUAUGACGAGUCCUAUGUUAAUCACGAAAGUGUCAUUAGUACGACUGACAAUUAUCGUCCAGAAAUACGCAUUAUACUAAAAAAUGACAAACAGUUUUAUUUUCGCCCCCGGCGCUUGUCUUUUUUUGAAAAAGACUGUCUACAAAAAAUGUUAGAUAAUAUGUUGAAUAAAGGUAUUAUUCGGCGAAGUAGUUCCGAAUACAGUAGCCCCAUAGUCCUGGUAAAGAAAAAAAACGGAGAGUUAAGAAUGUUUGUUGAGCUACCUGAGCUAAACUACAGAUGUCUAAACCAAGUAACAUGA